Ictalurus furcatus (blue catfish) is the source of this 1579-nucleotide messenger RNA. RefSeq lists its product as uncharacterized. The transcript is spliced from 4 exons. The coding region runs from base 380 to 1012 and encodes 210 amino acids. NCBI's taxonomy places the organism in Eukaryota, Metazoa, Chordata, Actinopteri, Siluriformes, Ictaluridae. The record is from RefSeq and is a predicted model, not a curated record.
CUGAUGCCGGAAAGAGUAAGAUUUCGACUAUAAUUUCACAUUUCUUAUUUUCAAACUAUAUAAUGAAAUAUUACUAAAAGCUAGAGUACACUUAAGUUACAAUUUAAAUGAUUGUUAAUUAUAAAAACAAAAACUUACACUUAGAAAUCCUGUUCUCUGUCAUGUUUGCUAAAACCUGCAAUUGAAACUCCUCCUCCGCUUCACACGUCAACUAAACUCCUCCUUUGCUUUCUGGACUGUCGCAAACACUGUUAAGUAGCGGACUGCUGUGAGCCUGCAGCAGUGUGGGCUUCGAUGAAGACUGCAUCUAGGGCCUAAAGGGGGCGCUCGCGAGAACCCUUCAUCCAUCCUCUCUAUACAGUUUAUCCUUUUCAGGGUCAUGGGGAACCUGGAGCCUAUACCAGGGAGCAUCGGGCACAAGGCGCGGUUCACCCUGGACAGGGUGCCAAUCCAGCACAGGGCACAAUCACAUACACACUCACACACCCAUUCAUACACUACGGACACUUUAGACAUGCCAGUCAGCUUACCAUGCAUGUCUUUGGACUGGGGGAGGAAACCGGAGUACCCGGAGGAAACGACCGCAGCACGGGGAGAACAUGCAAACUCACACACAGAGCCACGGUGGGAAUCAAACCCCCGACCCUGGAGGUGUGAGGCGAGUGUGCUAACUACUAAGCCACCGUGCGCCCCGCGAGAACCCUCACAAGCAAUAAAAUCACAAAUGGGACACACUACGGACUCGUACACUCGCAUGCAACUGAAGGUCACGAGACCGCAAGUCCGCAUGAAGUGCGCCAUUUGGGACAAGAGUGUCAAAACGAUGCUGUUCUUCAUGAGUUUCUGCAGACAACUGCCUCUGAUGUUUGAGCGGCCAUCAGACGCAAAUGUAAUAAUGAGCAGUUCAGCCAGAAAAAGGAGCAUAAUAUGUAGUUUGUGUAUAGAGGACCCAUUCAGUGAUGUUGCUGCCCGCCCUCUGCACUACCCAGGCAAGCUCGAUGACGGAAAUUGACGAAAGCAUAGCCGAGUGAAGAGCCAGUCUUCCUGUCCCUGCAGAGCCUGAUGGAGUGACUGUGUCAUACAGGGCUGAAUUUCUCUACAAGCAUGGGCUCCGUCACCUCAGGGUGCAGAUCACCCACAUACAUUGCAGACAGCAAAGUUUGGGCUCAUUUCACCUAAAGAAUAGAAAUUCAUCAAACUCUCGGUGGUGGAGAAAAGCAAUAACACCAACUGAACAUUUAGUAGGCCUACCAACACACUAACUUACUGUUUUAAAUAGACAAACCUUAGAUUAAAAAAAUACUAAAAAUACUUUUCUCCACAGAAAUGGGAGGAAUCAUAAAAUGUAUAUAGCUAAAAGUUCUUACACUUAUCAGUAUGAUAAUAAAAUUAAAGAAAAAUUAAUGAUUAACAGUCAUGCUAUUAAUAUGUGUAAUAGUAGUAGUAAUUAAGUAUUAAAACUUUAAAAAAUCAAUAAAUUUUUGAUUUAACACAUAUAUAUCGCACAAAGUAUAAGACUAAAUGCUGAUUAUUGCUGCCAAAUAGCUGCUAAACUGCUGCAAAAUCUCUGCUAAGCAGC